Aspergillus mulundensis is the source of this 1623-nucleotide messenger RNA. RefSeq names its product cytochrome P450. The record is from RefSeq and is a predicted model, not a curated record. Lineage: Eukaryota; Fungi; Ascomycota; Eurotiomycetes; Eurotiales; Aspergillaceae. The transcript is spliced from 5 exons. Bases 1 to 1623 code for a protein of 540 amino acids. Gene Ontology annotation, molecular function: monooxygenase activity; heme binding; iron ion binding.
AUGUCGUACCUGUCUGUCGCGUUCGGCCCAUGGCUCUCCUGGGCGAUUGCGCUUGUGCCGCUUCUCGGACUAGCGAGCAUCAUAGGACUUAGUAUCCACCGUCUUUAUUUCAGCCCCUACUCCAAGUACCCAGGCCCCUUUCUCGCUAAGCUCACGAGCUGGUACUCCGUCUACCACACCAUCAUCGGCGACCUGCACACCGAUAUCUGGGAAUGUCACCAGAAAUACGGCCCCAUCGUCCGCUACGCCCCGAACAGAAUCCUCAUCGACACCGAGCCAGGCCUAAACGCCAUCUACGGCCACGGCGCAAACGUGCAAAAGGCCAAGUCCUACACGCGCCUCACCAUGGUCAAAGGCGCGCAGUCAACCAUCAGCACCAUCGACAAUGACCGGCACGGCAAAAUCCGACGGGUUCUGAACCAGGGACUAUCGGACGGACACAUCCGCGCCAUGGACGCGGAGAUGACGGCAGUUGCGGCGCUCUUUGCCGAGCGGCUAGGUGAGGCAACGGAUCGCUUUGAUGGGACUCGUUCUGCGCCCGCCAGUGACGGGUGGAGCUGCGCUAAGAAUAUGGCUGAGUGGUGCGACUUCUUCACCUUCGACAUCAUGUCGCAGCUUGUCUUCGGCACAUCGUAUAACCUCCUCGGCGACGCCGCGAAUCACUGGAUCAUUGACGGCGUGUUGGGCCAGUUGCGACGGAUAAGCUACAUCACGCAGCUCCCGGAGGCGGAGACACUGAGGCUCGACAAAAUGCUAUUUCCCAACGCGCGACGCAAGGCGGUCCGGUUCUCGUUGAAGGGUCGGGAGAUCAUGGAGGCGCGGAAAAACAAGGACGUUAGCAAUAGUAAGAACGAUGUGUUCAGCAAGCUGCUUGCCGCCAAGGAUCCGGAGACAGGAGAAGCUCUGUCGCAUAGCCAGUUGUGGGCGGAGGGCAACGUGUUGAUCAUUGCUGGGUCCGAUACCUCGUCCACUGGCUUGGCCGCGACCUUCUUCUACCUCACCCGAACCCCAUCCGCGUACGCUCGGGUGACAAACGAAGUAAGAAGCGCAUUUCCCACCCCAGACGAAGUCUGCCAGGGGCCGAAGCUGUCGUCCUGUGUUUUUAUCCGCGCCUGUAUCCAAGAAGCACUGCGCCUCGCUCCAGCCGUCAGCGGAGCCAUGUGGCGCGAGGUUUUACCGGGAGGGCUGAAGAUCAAGAUGGAAGAACACGAUGUCAAAGAGGAAGAUGUUCUGGAUAUCCCGGCAGGCUAUGAAGUCGGCAUAGGUGUUUGGUCACUCAAUCACAAUGAGCGGUACUAUCCCGAGCCCUUCAGCUUCCGGCCCGAAAGAUGGAUAUCGCAGGAAUCAGGUGAAGAGCCAGUCCGGCUAGCCAAGGCUGCAUAUGCGACAUUCUCCAUAGGCCCGCGAAACUGCGUGGGAAAGGGAUUGGCCAUGACCGAAAUGGCCUUGGCCAUGGCUGCAGUCAUAAGCCGCUAUGACUUUCGGAGGGCUGACGGUGCGGAUGGACAGAUUGGGGAGGGUAAGGGGUCAUUCGAGGGGCAGUAUCAAACGUUCUACACGUUUACCAGCUUGAAAGACGGACCGAUGAUUCAGUUCAGGCCUUAUCAUAAGUCCAACGAGUAA